AUGGCCAUUUCGAAGAAGUCGAGGCCGAACGAAGACCUCGAGGUCUCUGAUGUUCCAGCUUCGUUGGCUGGCGACAACCAAAAGCCGGCCGGCGAUCACGAUGCGGUAUUUGGCGAGAUCACAGAAGAGGGCCCCAAUUAUCGAAACGUCGGAUGGAUGGGCACGGUUGCCUUGAUGAUGAAGACGAUGAUCGGCCUCGGUGUGCUUUCGAUCCCGUCUGCCUUUAAUACACUUGGAAUUGUCCCUGGGGUCAUCUGUAUGUGUACCAUUGCGGGGAUCACAACUUGGUCGAACUAUAUUGUUGGCGUGUUCAAACUACGGCAUCGAGAGGUUUACGGCAUCGACGAUGCUGGCGGUUUGAUUUUUGGUCGGGCCGGCCGUGAAAUACUUGGAGCAGCUUUCUGCAUCUAUUGGGUAUUUGUGUCUGGGUCGGGCAUGCUUGGUAUUUCCAUUGGCUUAAAUGCUAUCUCGCACCACGGAACAUGCACUGCAGUCUUCGUCGCCGUUGCCGCCAUUAUCGGACUUUGUCUUGCCAGCAUUCGGACCCUGGGCCGGAUCAGUUGGAUUGCCUGGGUUGGCCUUGCAAGCAUUCUUUCGUCCAUCUUCAUCGUGACUGUCGCCGUUGGAGUCCAGGAUCGACCCUCGGCUGCACCCCAAGAGGGCCAUUGGAAAUCAGACUACAAGAUCAUCAACCAUCCGUCAUUCACAGAAGCAGCCACUGCCCUAUCCUCUCUCGUCUUCGCCUACGCUGGUACUCCCGCCUUCUUCCCCAUCGCUGCUGAAAUGCGUGAUCCUCGACUGUACACCAGAGCACUCGUCAUCUGUCAGGUUGGAGUCACUGCUACAUAUCUCGCUAUUGGCUGCGUGGUUUAUUACUUCUGUGGCUCGUAUGUGGCAUCACCAGCUCUGGGCUCGGCUGGCCCCUUGAUGAAGAAAAUCUGCUACGGAUUGGCACUGCCAGGCUUGGCUGCCACCACAACCAUCGUCAUCCAUCUCCCCAGCAAGUACAUCUUUCUUCGUCUCAUGCGUGGAUCCAAGCAUUUGGUCUCCAACAGCGCUGUUCACUGGGGUACAUGGUUAGGCUGUACUUUUGGUACCACGGUUAUUGCAUACAUCGUCGCCAGUGCUAUCCCCGUAUUCGGCGACCUUGUAUCCUUGAUCGGUGCUCUUUUGGGAACACUCAUGUCUUUCCAACCGAUGGGUUGCAUGUGGCUAUAUGACAAUUGGAGCAAGGACAAGCAAGACCGGACGGCAAAGUGGUACGUUAUGGUCUGCUGGUCUUCAUUUGUUAUUAUUUCAGGAACAUUCUUGAUGAUCGGCGGUACAUAUGGAUCCGUCGUUAGCAUCAUCAACUCGUAUAAGGCAUCAGGGGGCUCAGCUGCUUGGUCUUGUGCAGACAAUUCCAACUCCGUCUAG
Molecule: messenger RNA, 1416 nt
Organism: Clonostachys byssicola
Lineage: Eukaryota; Fungi; Ascomycota; Sordariomycetes; Hypocreales; Bionectriaceae
Source: the annotation of a GenBank genome assembly